This is a messenger RNA of Pipistrellus nathusii (Nathusius's pipistrelle), 801 nucleotides long. Lineage: Eukaryota; Metazoa; Chordata; Mammalia; Chiroptera; Vespertilionidae. The record is from the annotation of a GenBank genome assembly.
AUGUCCUCCGUGUUCGGGAAGCCGCGCGCGGGCAGCGGGCAGCAGAGCGCGCCCCUCGAGGUCAACCUGGCCAUCCUGGGGCGCCGCGGCGUGGGCAAGUCCGCCCUGACCGUGAAGUUUCUGACCAGAAGGUUUAUCAGUGAAUAUGACCCCAACUUGGAGGACACCUACAGCUCGGAGGAGACUGUGGACCAGCAGCCUGUGCACCUGAGGGUCAUGGACACCGCAGACCUGGACACCCCCAGGAACUGCGAGCGCUACCUGAACUGGGCCCACGCCUUCCUGGUGGUGUACAGCGUGGACAGCCGCCAGAGCUUCGAGGGCAGCGGCCGCUACCUGGAGCUGCUGGCGCUGCACGCCAAGGAGACGCAGCGCAGCCCCCCGGCCCUGCUGCUGGGCAACAAGCUGGACAUGGCCCAGUACAGGCAGGUCGCCGCGGCAGAGGGCGCGGCCUUGGCGGGCAGGUUUGGGUGCCUGUUUUUCGAGGUCUCGGCCUGCCUGGACUUCGAGCACGUGCAGCACGUCUUCCACGAGGCAGUGCGGGAGGCGCGGCGGGAGCUGGAGAAGAACUCGCCGGCCCCGCCCCUCUUCCUCUCCGAGGAGAGGCCGCUGCCCCGCCAGGCCCCGCUCACCGCCCGGCACGGGCUGGCCAGCUGCACCUUCAACACGCUCUCCACCGCCAGCCUGAAGGAGAUGCCCGCCGUGGCCCAGGCCAAGCUGGUCACGGUGAAGUCCUCCCGGGCCCAGAGCAAGCGCAAGGCUCCCACCCUGACCCUGCUGAAGGGCUUCAAGAUCUUCUGA